This is a messenger RNA of Saxophila tyrrhenica, 1320 nucleotides long. RefSeq lists its product as uncharacterized. The transcript has a single exon. Bases 1 to 1320 code for a protein of 439 amino acids. Gene Ontology annotation, molecular function: asparaginase activity; beta-aspartyl-peptidase activity. Gene Ontology annotation, cellular component: cytoplasm. NCBI's taxonomy places the organism in Eukaryota, Fungi, Ascomycota, Dothideomycetes, Mycosphaerellales, Extremaceae. The record is from RefSeq and is a predicted model, not a curated record.
AUGAAUCCAGGAAAGUGCGGCAGUGUCCAACCACGGAUCAUCGUCCACGGCGGCGCGGGCAAUAUCACCAGAGAGAAUCUCCCGCCAAAAGCAUACCAUGCCUAUCGCUCUGCCCUGCUCGAGGUCCUCCACGAAGCAAACGCGAGGCUUCGCCUUCCCGGUGCCACAGCAUUGGACGUAGCUUCCUUCGCUGUCUCAUUGCUUGAGAACAACGGGCUGUUCAACUCCGGCCAUGGCGCUGUCUACACCACGGCCGGCACUCAUGAGUUGGAAGCCUCCAUCAUGGUGUCGAAAGGCUACCGCAAACGCGGCGUCGGCAUCAUGAAGGUCACCAGAGCGAAGAAUCCUAUUCUGGUAGCUCGAGAAAUGCUUAUCAGAGGCGAAAAGGAAGACGGCGGUGGUGCUCAAGGGCACGUCCAGUUGGCAGGUCCGACCGUCGACCAGCUUGCUAUGGACUGGGGACUCCAAAUAGUGCGCCCUAGCUACUAUUGGACUCGAAGACGAUGGGACGAGCACCGUCGUGGGCUGGGGAAGAGCCAUGAUGGGGAGACGUAUCAGCGGCACAAGCGGCAGGUUGAUGAGUGUAUUGCUGAGAGUAAUUAUAAUGAGGAUGCGUUUGACGAUCCCACCUGGGACGGUAAAGAGUAUCUACCUCAAGGUACUGUCGGGGCUGUUGUGCUGGACAGCUCUGGAACGGUGUGCUGUGCUACUUCGACUGGAGGCUUAACGAACAAGCUACCUGGCCGCAUCGGCGAUACGCCUACCUUUGGAGCUGGCUUCUGGGCGGAAGAAUGGACGUCAGUGCACACUGCCUUUCUACCGCCACCACUUGAUACGUUGAGGUCACAAUUACCUUCUUCACUGGUUUCCCUCAUCAUCGACUGUCUGCCCGGACUUUCUGGCUACCUACCUUUACCUCACUCCCCAACAAACGAACGAAAGCAGACCAUUCACCAGCCGCGAGCAGUCGCCAUGUCAGGUACAGGCAAUGGAGACUCCUUCCUCCGGCUAUCUGCUGUCCAUACCGCCGCAGCAAUGGCACGCUUCCAAGGUUCUAAUACGCAAACUCAUGGCAGCGAGCACUUCCCACUACAAUACGCUGUGACCUCGGUCGCAGGUGCGGACGGGAUGUUGCAGCAAAGUGCGGAAGACCGAUGGCAUAAGACUGGAGAGGGCGAGGGAGGCAUAAUCGGUAUUGACUUUGCGGAUGGGAAGGGUAGGGUGGUGUAUGAUUACAACUGCGGAGGAAUGUUCCAUGCUUGGAUCGACGACGAUGGGCGGUCAAGGUAUCAACUGUUCAGGGAUGAGAUAGAUGUGUGA